This is a messenger RNA of Rhizophagus irregularis DAOM 181602=DAOM 197198, 558 nucleotides long. Lineage: Eukaryota; Fungi; Glomeromycota; Glomeromycetes; Glomerales; Glomeraceae. The record is from RefSeq and is a predicted model, not a curated record.
AUGCCAUUAGCUACAAUCGCUAAUGAUUUCCAAAUUGAGCGAGAAAAUCAUACCAUUUGUUCAUCUGACGAAGAAUAUGACGUUAUUAUAUAUGCUGGUGAAAAUGAAAGUGUAAAAGAAAUAUAUGCAUAUUCUCUAAUUAUACGUACGAGGUCACAAUAUUUCCGUACAGAAUUUUCUAAGAAAUGGCCCGAAAAAAAAGAUGGGAAAUUUAUUUUCAAAAAACCCAACAUUCCUCCUCAAUUAUUUAUAAUAUCUUUAAGAUUUAUUUAUUGUGGAAAGAUAGAUUUGACGAAUUUACUAGGUUUUGAACAUGAAUCAUUUACUGAAUUUUGGAAUGUUUACCUUGAUAGAAUCUGUGAAGAACCUCUUAUGUUAUUUAAUUCUGACAAAUUUAUCAAGUUAAAUGCACUUUUACUGGAAUUUCUUUUAAAUCGGGAUGAUUUAAAUUUGGAUGAGAUUAUUGUCUGGAAUAAUUUAAUCAAGUGGUGUUUGGCACAACAUUCAAAUAUCCCGCAAGAUGUUAAGAAGUGGAAUAAGGAAGAUGUUACAUUAUAG